Messenger RNA from Lactuca virosa, 618 nucleotides. The record is from the annotation of a GenBank genome assembly. NCBI's taxonomy places the organism in Eukaryota, Viridiplantae, Streptophyta, Magnoliopsida, Asterales, Asteraceae.
AUGGCUUUCCGAUGGUUAGUUGUGACCUUAGCUGUGGCAUUAUGUUGUGUGGUGGUACCUGUUUACAGUCAAAUUAACACUCCAUGCACCCCAUCGAUGAUAACUACCUUUACUCCAUGUUUGAACUUCAUAACCAAUAGCACCACAAACGGAAGUUCUACACCGACCUCCGAUUGCUGCAAUUCUCUCAAAUCCAUCACAAGUAGUGGCACAGAUUGUCUCUGCCUAAUUGUUACAGGCAGCGUACCCUUCCAAAUUCCCAUCAACCAGACCCUUGCCAUCUCUCUGCCCCGUGCCUGCCGCAUGCCGGGUGUGCCUCUUCAGUGUAAAGCUGCUCCUAUUCCUUCGGCAGCUCCAUCUCCAUCUCCAGGAAGUACUUCUACCGUACCAGAGACGAUCACACCAACCUCUGCACCUGAAUCAAAAACAACACCUACAUUGGCACCACAAUCUGACUUAUCACCACCAUCUACCAGUGUGGAUUCUGGAAUACCCACUACCAAUCAAGGGAGCCGUCCCACCGUAACACCUUCAGCUGCUGCUUCCAGUUAUGUCUAUUCACCAUUUAUUCUAGCUGGGACUGGAGUAACCUUCAUAGGGUAUUUCUUGUUGUUCUAG